Macrosteles quadrilineatus (aster leafhopper) is the source of this 2705-nucleotide messenger RNA. RefSeq lists its product as uncharacterized. The record is from RefSeq and is a predicted model, not a curated record. NCBI's taxonomy places the organism in Eukaryota, Metazoa, Arthropoda, Insecta, Hemiptera, Cicadellidae. The transcript has 5 exons. Bases 1 to 2466 code for a protein of 821 amino acids.
AUGGGAACCAAAAAACCGCAUAGUAAAUACAAACCACGUAAACGCAGUAAACGCUCGAAAGUGCUUAGAAGAAUCCAUGAACGGAAACGCGAGGGCGAGGAUGUAAACACUACUAACAAUAGUUCAAAUCUCUCCGAAGAAACUAGCGAGGAAAUUUUUGAUCGUCUUGUGGCAUCCAGGUCGGUUCAAAACGCUCCAAUCACACCAUUGAAUUGCCAAACAACCUCUGUCGACGAAGACAUGGAUAUAGACACAUCUAGUCGUAGCGGGGAUGACGGCAGUACAUGUGAUGAUUUAGCAGAACUUUUAGUUGAGCGCGUGCCAUUUGAGCAGCUUGAAGAGGCGAACGUUGUCUCAGGCAGAAGGCUAGUGGACAUCAACCAUAUUUUGUUUCAACUCGAAAUAGUGGCCAAUCAUGGAAAACAUUGCACAAUGGGUAGAUAUAGACUGGAUCGUGAGAUUGUUAAUGGCCUUUUUUCAAAGUUUGUUUACCAUUGUGAUAACUGUGAUAAAGAAUUUACAGUUACCAGUGAACCUGAUACCAAUAAAAAUGAGGCAAACGAUGCUCUUGUUUGGGGAUCUCUAUCGGUAGGCAUAGGCCACUCUCAAGCAACCGAAUUAUUGAGUAUAUUAGAUGUACCUGCAAUGUCGGCGAAGAAAUUUAGGGCUCAUGAAAAUAAAAUUGGAAAGGUUUGGGAAGAGGAAAUGAUCAAAAAAAUGAAAGAAAACGCUGAGCAGGAAAAGCAAAUCGCUAUAGAAAAGGGAAACUAUUUAAAUGGUGUACCGUUCAUUACUGUGAUUGGUGAUGGCGGCAUGGAGAGCAAUGUAAUUGUAGAGGCAUUUAGACAAAGUGAGGCUGAAUAUGGUUUGGUGUAUAAACAUUAUAUCGGAGACGGCGAUAGCAGUGUAUUUGCCAGGAUACAAGAGAAGUGUAGAUAUGGGCGAUUUGUAACGAAAGUGGAAUGUGCCAAUCACAUGACAAGAUGUCUAAGUGACGGUCUUCAUAAAUUAUGUACAAACACGAAAUUCCCUCUGGAAUCGCGGAAGAUUUUAACCUCGGUUCCUGAAGGGAAAACAAUCACUCGCCUGGAGCGAUUAGUGAAAGGGGUCAGAGCGGCAAUCAAACAUGCUGGCCCCACGAGAAGUUUGCAGGACAUCGCCUUAUUAAGGCAAGAUUUGAAGAAUGCUCCGAACCAUGUGUUUGGAGAUCAUAGUGUCUGCAGACAAACAUAUUGUGUUAAUCAGUCAGAUGAAGAGGAAAACAUGUUAAAUAAACUAGACCCUGACUUUAUUACAGAAAUAAGGAAGCUGGUCGACAAACUUGAAAGAAAAGCAGAGACCUUAGUACUGAAUGAAACGACCAAUGCUGCGGAACGAUAUAUGGGGUUGGUCUCUAAGUUUAUCGGAGGCAAAAGGAUUAAUUUCACCGCGAGAGGCUCAUACAAGCGCAGGUGUUUUGCCGCUGGCCUUAGCCAUACUAAAGGACCCAGUUGGCAUCUCAGUCCCUGGAAGAGGUUUCAAGGCCGAAGCCCGGGUGGGAAUUUCAAGAGGAAGAUCCUAGCUAGAGAACGCACACGUGCCAGAAGGGCAUUAAGGUACUCAGUUGAGAAGCCAAAAAAAAGGAAAUCAUCCCAAAUGAACUCCUAUGAUAAGAACUACGGACCGAGUGCUACGGAACCAGAUGUGUCUGAAGAGGAACUAGAGAUAAAAAAGAAAAGUGUUCUAGAACUGCUGGAGCUGGAUGCUAGAGAAAGUGAAAAACUUGAGCAGGAUACAAUUGGACAACACAACAACAGCCUUUGGGAGGAAAAAAGAAAAAAUAGGUUAACUGCUUCGAAAUUUGGGCAAAUCGUAAAACGGAAAGACCAUACACCGUGCCACAACCUGGUCAAGAACCUGCUAUAUCCCAAAAACCUGAACAGUGCAGCAGUUGUUUUUGGAAGACUCCAUGAAAAAGAAGCCAUAUCUAAAUACGAGGAAGAGCACAAUGUUGUUGUCAAAGAAUGCGGCCUAUUUAUUGAUAACGCAUAUCCAUUUUUGGGCGCUUCGCCGGACGGAUUAGUUGGCGACGAAGGACUCGUUGAGGUGAAAUGUUUACCUUCAGUGAAGGCUCCUUUGGUAGAAUGUGUAAAAGAAAAGAAAACCCUCUGCUUAGAAAUAAACAAGGAGGAAAUAAUUAGUCUUAAGAAAAGGCACAAUUAUUUUUUUCAAAUUCAGGGACAGCUAAAUGUGACUGGGAGGAAGUGGUGUGAUCUGAUUGUGUAUACGGCGAUUAAACAAUUGUUUAUCGAAAGGAUCUAUAUUGAUAGUGAGUUAUGGCGUCAAGUAAUGCUUCCUAAACUGAAAAGAUUUUACAUGGACUGCAUGUUGCCUGAAAUUGCGGACAGCAGAAUUGCAAGGGAAAUGAGAGUUAGAGACCCUGACUACAUAAUCAUGGCCCAGGAAAAACGAAAAAAAGUUAAUUAGGCCUUCAAGUUUGUGACUUUUUUAAAGUUUUCAUUAUAAAAAAUAUCACCAAUCUUAAUGUUUAUUUUUGAUGAAAUACAUUUCCCUUGUGAAUUCUAAAUUUACUAUAUUUUAUUGUAAACCUUAAUCAAACAUUAGCAAAUACAGUAGUUUAUUCUGGGUUUAACUCAUUGGUUUUGUUUAACAUCAAUGAAAAAAUAUUUACUGCUUUCACUACUGCAUUCACUUACAAUGUUUAG